AUGGUUACAAGACUCGAGGGGAAUAACGAGCAACCAAUUAGGAUGGGGAGAUGGGGAUUAACAGGUUCUGGAUUUACUUGGGUUUCAACCAGCCGCAAGCGGAGGACCUGCAAUGUAAAUCCUCUCUCCUUGCUCCUGUCAUACCGGUUGUUUAGGUAUCUUUCUGUUCUUCGUAAUUUGCUUCACCCAGUUUAG
Triticum turgidum subsp. durum (durum wheat) is the source of this 195-nucleotide messenger RNA. Lineage: Eukaryota; Viridiplantae; Streptophyta; Magnoliopsida; Poales; Poaceae. The record is from the annotation of a GenBank genome assembly.